Dioszegia hungarica is the source of this 957-nucleotide messenger RNA. RefSeq lists its product as uncharacterized. Bases 1 to 957 code for a protein of 318 amino acids. The transcript has 9 exons. Gene Ontology annotation, molecular function: actin filament binding; phosphatidylinositol binding. Gene Ontology annotation, cellular component: actin cortical patch. The record is from RefSeq and is a predicted model, not a curated record. Gene Ontology annotation, biological process: actin cortical patch localization; actin filament bundle assembly. NCBI's taxonomy places the organism in Eukaryota, Fungi, Basidiomycota, Tremellomycetes, Tremellales, Bulleribasidiaceae.
AUGCAAUCAAAAUUCGGCGGCUUCAUCAAUAAAGCCCGCGAUACCGCAGCGGGCGUAGGCGGCCAGGCGUCCGCGAUGCUCAAGGAAGGCUCAUCUCGGGCUUCUACGGGCGGGACGGGGCUCAUGCAGAGCUUCUCUCUGCCGGGCGAGAGUGCGAAAGCUGCCAAAAUCCUCAAAGGCUUCCUUGCCAAUCCCUCAAACCCGCAAACUGCCAUAAACUCCAUCCCGAAGGCUGUUCUCCUGCGCGCCAAAGGCCUGGCAGUAUUCACCAUCCUCAAGGCUGGCUUCGUAUUCUCAGGCAAAGCCGGCUCAGGGCUCGUCGUUGCUCGUCUGCCGGACGGGAGCUGGUCUGCUCCCAGCUGUAUCGCCACGGCCGGUGUCGGAUGGGGAUUGCAGAUUGGAGCGGAUAUCACCGAGGUCGUCAUUGUGCUGAACUCGGACGAGGCGGUCAAGGCCUUCUCGCGCGGCGGGAACGUCACAGUAGGCGGAGGUAUCUCUGCAGCUGCCGGACCGCUCGGUACAGGUGGUCAGGUAGCCGCAUCGCUCGCCAACCCUGCUGCGAUGUUCAGCUACUCUCGCUCAAAGGGCCUCUUUGCGGGCUUGACGCUGGAUGGGACGAUCCUCGUUGAGCGCAAAGACGCCAACAAGGAAUUCUACGGGAGCGCCAUCUCGUCGACUGAUAUCCUGACCGGAAGAGUGCCGGCCCCGGAGAUCGCUUCCGAAAUGUACGAUAUCAUUGAAGCCGCAGAAGGAAUCGACGAGUCCUCUGUGCCCUCAUCAGCCUACGUCCCGGGCCAAGAAGGGCAGCACCUCCCCGUCAACCCAAACACGGGUGGUCAUGUGGGUACGACCGUCCCGCCCGCUGCGUUCCCAGGCGAGGGAAGCCCAUUGGGGGCCGAUGCCACCAAGCUGCAGGGACCGGGAAGCGGCAACCAGACGCUCUUUGAUGGAAAGUAG